Eucalyptus grandis is the source of this 3092-nucleotide messenger RNA. RefSeq names its product pre-mRNA-splicing factor SLU7-like. Bases 1043 to 2659 code for a protein of 538 amino acids. Gene Ontology annotation, biological process: mRNA splicing, via spliceosome. Gene Ontology annotation, molecular function: pre-mRNA 3'-splice site binding. The record is from RefSeq and is a predicted model, not a curated record. Gene Ontology annotation, cellular component: spliceosomal complex. Lineage: Eukaryota; Viridiplantae; Streptophyta; Magnoliopsida; Myrtales; Myrtaceae. The transcript is spliced from 10 exons.
GCUCUUCGUCUUUCCACUGCGUUCUUGGGGCCGGUCGUAAGGUGCGGUGCUUUCUUUUGUGCAAUGUCUGCUUUCUGUUCUUGUGGGUGCACCGAGAAGUCGUUUCUUUGUCUACACGCCUUCGCUGUCUGACCAUCCAUAUUUGAGAAAAUCUGGAACGAGGAGAGCGAUUGGCUGCGAGAUUGCUUGUUUUGAUGGGCACCCACUCUUCCAAUGUGGAGAAAAUUCGAGAUAUACGGGGGGGAUGGAAGGGAGGAUCGAUUAUUGGAGGUGGGCUUGGGGAGUUGGGAUUGGGAAGUAUGUUAUUGAGAGAGAGGAUGCAUAUGUUGUAGAUUAUACUCCCCGAACGCGGCUUGUUGAGUGCCUUUCUGUUGUCGGAGGGCGUGUCCAAGUGGAUUUCGACAGAGUCGUUGUUGAUGUUACCAGAGCCGUGAAGUCUGUGGCGUAGAGGCCACAUGGCUGCAUUUCAUGAUUGCCCCUUGAGCAGCCGGUGUCUAGGAAGGUGGAGGCGAGCGUGGCAGGUCCAUGGCCUCCUGAAUUAAUGGAUUUCACAUUGCUUGAUUCUGCAUGCUUGUGGAAUCGACUGACUCAAGGAGGGAUGCAAUCAGAACCUGCUGGAUUUCACCUGAAGUCCCACUUAACUGUUGGACUAAGAACUCUUUUCACCUUGCAUCACUGAAGGAGACUUUGGGUUUUAGGUGGCUUUUGGGACCAAAUUAUCUUUGCUUGUACAGAAAUGUCAAGGACUGCGGAUGUAUAAUAACUGUCAAAUUAGGUAAUUUGUGAAAUGGCAGCCUGAAUAAGUGAAGAGAAGAUGUUGUAAAGUUGCUUUAUAACAUUCUAGGUGCAAAAGGAGUGUGGUUCUUUUGCUGGUUGUUUAAGGCUGGGUUCCAUUAUUGUGGUACUACUCAAAUGUAUAUUUAAUGGCCUUGUAUGGUCUGACUCGGAAGACUGUGGUAAAUGCAAUUCCAAAUGCCCUUUUUGUGAAGUCCAUUGAAUCCUGGAAGUGACAUCUAGGUUCAAGUCUCAGCAUCCUCUUGUUAUGUAUUUCUACAUCUGUGCUUGUGCCGCGACUUUCAAAUCUAGGGAGGAUCAUCGGAAGCAAUUGGAAUUGGAGGAAGCACGAAAAGCUGGCCUUGCUCCUGCCGAGGUUGAUGAAGAUGGGAAGGAAAUUAACCCUCACAUUCCCCAGUAUAUGUCUUCUGCACCUUGGUAUCUUAAUGCUGAGAGGCCUAGUUUGAAACAUCAAAGGAAAUGGAAAUCAGAUCCAAAUUACACGAAAUCCUGGUAUGACAGAGGUGCGAAAACAUUUCAAGCUGAUAAAUACCGGAAAGGAGCUUGUGAAAAUUGUGGGGCAAUGACGCAUAAUGCAAAGUCUUGCGUGGAGAGGCCCCGCCAAAAAGGAGCAAAAUGGACAAGCAUGCACAUUGCACCGGAUGAGAAGAUAGAGACAUUUGAACUGGAUUAUGAUGGAAAGCGAGACCGGUGGAAUGGGUACGAUGCAGCAACCUAUGCUCUUGUUAUUGAGAGAUAUGAAGCAAGAGAUGAAGCGCGAAAAAAGUACUUGAAAGAACAGCAGUUGAAAAAGUUGGAGGAGAAAAACAAGCAGAAUGGGGAAGGUGAGGUCAGCGAUGAAGAGGAUGAUGAGGACUUGAAGGUUGAUGAGGCCAAAGUUGAUGAAAGUAAGCAGAUGGACUUUGCCAAGGUUGAGAAGCGUGUCCGCACGACUGGUGGUGGUAGUACUGGAACUGUCAGAAAUUUGCGUAUUCGAGAGGAUACUGCUAAAUACCUUUUGAAUCUUGAUGUCAAUUCUGCAUACUAUGAUCCUAAAACCCGAUCAAUGCGUGAAGAUCCUCUCCCUGAUGCUGACCCGAAUGAAAAAUUUUAUGGCGGUGAUAACCAAUAUAGGAUGAGUGGACAAGCUUUGGACUUCAAGCAACUGAAUAUUCAUGCUUGGGAAGCAUCUGAGAAAGGCCAAGAUAUUCACAUGCAAGCUGCUCCAUCCCAAGCUGAAUUGCUUUAUAAGAACUAUAAGGUUAUCAAGGAGAAGUUGAAGUCGAAAAUGAAGGAUGCUAUCAUGGAGAAGUAUGGCAAUGCUGCUGCUGAAGAAGAAGUACCAAGGGAACUUCUUCUUGGACAAAGUGAACAGCAAGUUGAAUAUGAUCGUGCUGGAAGACUUAUAAAAGGAAUGGAGACGCCUCUUCCCAAAAGCAAGUAUGAAGAAGAUGUUUACAUCAACAAUCACACUAGUGUUUGGGGUUCAUGGUGGAAGAAUCACCAGUGGGGCUACAAAUGCUGUAAGCAAACAAUAAAGAAUAGUUAUUGCACAGGUGCAGCUGGAAUUGAGGCUGCUGAAGCAGCUGCGGAUUUGAUGAAAGCUAAUAUUGCUCGUAAAGCAGCCAAUGAAGAGACCCCUUCCCCAGCUAAAGAGGAAAGGCUUGCAACAUGGGGCACUGAUGUACCUGAUGACUUGGUCCUUGACAAGAAAAAACUUGCUGUAGCUCUUAAGAAGGAGGAUGAAAGAAAGAGAGAAGAGAAGGAUGAGAGAAAGAGGAGAUAUAAUGUCAGAUGGAAUGAUGAGGUUACGGCUGAGGAGAUGGAGGCGUAUCGGAUGAAGAAGAUACAUCUUGAUGACCCUAUGAAGGAUUUUCUGCAAUGACAUCUGUCCUUUUGGAGCUUUUGAAGCGAUGUAUAAUUCUUUUCUUUCUUCUUGAAAAGACAAGAUCAUCAUAUUGAUAUGAUGGAGAGCUGUGAAAACGCCUCUAUGUUGACCCCAGCUUUGACCCACCAAGGCAUAUCCUUCUGCAUAAAAAGGCUCUUCUCAUAUUUGCAGAAAGGCAUGUGAGAAAUCAUGAAAUCUUGCAGGCUACCGUUUCAUACCAAGAUGAGGAUUUUUUGUUAGAUGUGAAAAGAAGUGACUAUUGGAUAUGUAAAGAAGUUAUUAUUUACAUUAAAAUAAGUAAUGGUUUAUCAUGAAUGGUGGUAAUGGUGACGAUAAGGUAUUUAUUGUAAGAAAUGUGUUGAUUGGUUAUCUAUAAAUAGGACUAAAUCAUACAUUGUUCACUGUUCAUAAUAACAACCGUUUGAUAACA